UAUGACAAAUAUGCUUAUGACAUUAAUAGAUUUUCAUUAAUUAUAAACGACCUUACACAGAGUGUCUACACUGUCGUUAAUGAUAGUGUCACCUAUAAGCAUUUUUAGUCCUUUAUUAUUUACCGCACUGGGGCAGAAUACAAAUAUAUGUAUAUGUGUAUGUAUAUAAGAUAAGAGGAGCACGUGUUUACGAGUGGUCGUAAAAACCUCGCUCUUACACAACGAGCAAAUAUAUAAAAAGCCAGCCGUGCGUCCUCAGGUACUUCUUCACACACCAAGAGAGCGGCCCAGAAAGGUACGUCGUGUUUGCUUUUAGAAAGUCUUCAUUGUACUGGCUGUGUUGGUUUGGGUUCAUUAUGAAGGAGGAAGCUCAGCGUGAAGAAGUGGACCUUUCUGAAGUUAUGAGAGUGCUUUCAAUUUGAAUUUUGAGAAGGAUUUUGCUUUGAAUGACAGGAUUUUUGAAAGAAAAGACAGCUAGUGAUUUAAGAGGAUGGUACAACUUGGUUUAAUUGCCUGAAUGGCUGUCAAGGUGAUUGAUAACUAUCACUAGCAAAGGUCAGAGGUCAGCCCUAUCACCUGUGCAGUCAGAAGGUAUUACAUAUCUUCCUAAAGGUCACAUUUCUUUGACUUUAUUCAGUAUAAAACAGUAGGAUGUGACACCUGUAUUAAAUACUGUAUGUGUAAUGUAAUCUUCCCUUUCAAUAUGAGAUGUAUGUGGUUAAUUACACAUUUUAAGCUCUAAAAAGUGUUCAUUUAUUUUCAAAUAAUUGUCAUUUAUCACAGUCGACCACAAUGGGAAAGCAUAAUCCUGGCCGUCUCGCUGCCAUAGUGGUGUCUGUUGUCAGCUUUGCAAUCAGUUUGGUGUUCAACGGGCUGUCUGUAGUCGGAGUCGGUCCUUUUGACACCACGACAGGCAAUGUGUCCGCAGUGUUCGACACGCAGAUCACACCUUCAGGAUGGACCUUUCAGAUCUGGAGCGUCAUCUACACCUGGCUGAUAGCGAUGGUGAUCUACAUCGUCACCGGACUCUGCAGAAAGAAUGGUUAUGGCUAUGUUUACUGCAGCCCUGCGGUUCUGCCGUAUGGCUUCUUCAUUAGCUGGUGCCUUAAUCUGUGUUUCAAUAUUGGCUGGCUAAUUGUUUGGGACAAAGGAAUAAUGAUCGCUGCGCUGGUGUUCCUCGUGCUGGUCAUCUGCACCAACUACUCCAUGAUCUUCUUCAUCUGCCAUGGCCUUCAUGUUUAUGGAGCCUGGCUCAAGAAAUACCACAAGGUCGACUUGUGGCUUCUCCGUGUGCUGGUUCAGAACGGUGUGAUGAUCUACACAACAUGGACAACCAUUGCAACCCUGAUCAACCUGACAAUCGUGCUGACCUAUGAUGUGGGUAUGUCCCCGCUGGAUGCUGCAACCAUCUCCUACUGUUUUUUGACCGUCGUGCUGCUCGUGUGGUUUGCUUUGGAGAACUUUGUGCUUGACAAACACGUGCGGUACGUCCUCGUCAUCUACCCGGUUUUGAUCUGGGCGCUCACUGGGAACCUGGACAAGAACUUUGAUGCUGAAUCACCCAACCGUAAUGGCUUCUUCAUUGUUGCCCUGCUGGCUUCAGCCUCGGUGCUGUUCCUCGUCAGGAUUGUUUUGGUGAUUUGGAGGCACAUCAAGCAGCCGCUCUACACAGACGUCAGUCCUGAAGCCAUGGAACCGACGGACAUCGCUGAAAAACAGAAAAAGAUUUUCCGUUAAACCGUUUUUAUAAAACACUGGAUGUCAUGUAUCAUAGCAACAAGUGGUGCCAUUGUUAGGCAUUACUACGUUGAUUAUCAGGAGAACAA
Messenger RNA from Trematomus bernacchii (emerald rockcod), 1826 nucleotides. RefSeq lists its product as uncharacterized. The transcript has 7 exons. NCBI's taxonomy places the organism in Eukaryota, Metazoa, Chordata, Actinopteri, Perciformes, Nototheniidae. The coding region runs from base 793 to 1737 and encodes 314 amino acids. The record is from RefSeq and is a predicted model, not a curated record.